This is a messenger RNA of Diatraea saccharalis (sugarcane borer), 2338 nucleotides long. Lineage: Eukaryota; Metazoa; Arthropoda; Insecta; Lepidoptera; Crambidae. The record is from the annotation of a GenBank genome assembly.
ACCUAUGUAAAUAUAUUAAGACUAAUAACAUAUGCCUAGAAUUGUCUGCCAUAGAAUAUUCUAACAUUAGUAAUAAUUCUUCUAUUACUACUUAACUCCCUUUCAGGUAGGUAAAAUUUUACUUUAACAACAUUCAAAAUUUCACUUGGGCUUUCACUACCACAACUAUAUACAAAAAGCAGGAUGUAUAAAAUACUAAAAUAUAAAAUAAACAGCUAAAUUAUUUUAAAAAUGCUUCUAUUUUAUUGUACUCUUAAAUAAUCGAAAAUAACACAAUUUUUUAGUAAAUAAUCACUGAAACUAUAGAUUAAGCUGAUUAUGAAUCCUGUUUUUAAAAAAUCCUAUCAGAUAACCUACAUCAUGUUAAACAGUUAUCUUUUUUUAAGGAAGUAUGGAUGACGAGAAGAAGACUCGCCGAAAAAUAAAAAGGUUUACGACACGCCUUUUUAGUUCUAAGGGAAUUCUAUGUACAGAUGUGAGAGGACCUAAUAUAAUAAUAUGCAAUGCAGGUCAAGCUACAGGUCUAGAUAAAAAAUAUAUUUUAGAAUUAGUGUUAGGAUUGCCUAAUAGUAUAGAAAUGCCAAAAUUUAUAGCAGAGAAAGGAGAAACAUAUUCUUUCUUAGUUUUCAAUUCAACUGAAAACUCCUCAUUAUUUUAUGAUACAUACAAUGGGAAAUCUAAAUUUAGUGAAGAUACAGCUUUUUAUAUGUGUUUUGUGGAAACGGUACCAAACACAGAUGUGAUAUGUUACCAUCCUAACCCAAAAGGUUUACAAAUAAUAGAAGAUUUCAUAACUCCAGAAGAAGAACUGCAGUUAAUAAAAUUGUUUGAUUGGGACGAAAAUGAUAAUCGUAGUAAUUUAAAGAAUCGGCUUGUGAAACACUAUGGGUAUGAGUUUCGAUAUGGAACAAACGAUGUAGACUUGCAUUCACCUCUUUUAGAAAUGAUACCUAAAGAAUGUAACAUGCUUUGGAUGAGGCUUAAACAACACGGAUUAGAUGUGAGAGAACCUGAUCAGUUGACUGUGAAUAAAUAUACCCCUGGUCAUGGUAUACCCAAUCAUGUUGAUAAUCAUAGCCCAUUUGGAGACACUAUCUUAUCUUUGUCACUUGGUUCUACAAUUGUUAUGGAUUGGAAACAUCACAGCAAUAUACAAAUACCAAUUAUAGUGAAAGCUAGAUCAAUGCUUGUAAUGCAAGGGGAAGCUAGGACUGGUCCCUGCGAGUGUGAAUACAAAACCAUGUGUGACAGUGUAGAACCUAGUUCUGACAAUGUGCAAGAUGAUGUGGCGUCGAACUUAGAGGAAUUGCAUGUUCAUCAGGUCCGGCGAUCGAGCAGGCCACACGAUGGGGCCUCCGCGUCCAAUCCAUCGAUCACCAUAUUCUAUGGUGAGAUGAUCUCGGACGGCGGCGGCGUAAUGGGGUGGUGCACCGUCCAGUUGAAAAUAAAAAUCCCGGAAGUAGGCCACGGGCAAGUCCUCCAUGAAAUCGGCAAUGACAUGCCGCAACAUAUCGAGGAAGUUGCCGCCGGUGAGCGGCCCUUCGAUGAAGUACGGCCCCAGUAUUUUCGUGCCUAUAACACCGGCCCACACAUUGACACUAAAGCGCACUUGAUGGUGGGUUUCCCGAAUCAUAUGCGGAUUUCUGAAGGACCACCAGUGUUCGUUAUGAUGGUUAUAAAGCCCCACACGAGUAAACAAUGCUUCGUCAGUCCACAAAAUGUUGGCAUUAGGAUAGCGGGUGAACGUAGCGAUGGAUUAUUACGUGAAUGUAGAGAGCGGUUACGUGAUGGUGGCGCUGGCAGUGAAUUGUUAGCGGACUGCGUACGAUUGGAUCUGUUACACGCCGGCCUCAUCGACGCGUGCGCUGACGUCAUCAUAUGCAUCGCUGUUAUACACCACUUCAGUAGUGUUGCUAGGAGAUUGCAAGCUAUCGCCACAAUAUGUCGAUUACUGCGGCCAGGGGGAAAAGCACUCAUCACUGUGUGGGCAAAGGAUCAAACUAAAUCGAACUAUCUUUCUAAAACUAAAGCCCAAACUACUUUAGAAGAACAGCAUGUGACUGUUAACGGAAUAAGUUUUCCGGUACAUGAGAACAGAACGCAGUUCCAACAUAAUGACGUACUGGUGCCAUGGAAACUACGGCAGCUCAAAGACAAUAAAACUUUAGAGAACAUACCAAAGGAUACUUUGUUAAGAUUUUAUCAUGUCUUCGAAGAGGGUGAGUUGGACGAACUUUGUAGACAAUUACCUUUAAAGGUCGAACAGACCUUCUAUGAGGAAGGAAAUUGGUGUGUCGUUGUAAAAAAGUGAAAAAUAUGAAUAAAAAAUAAAAAGACA